GUGCGUGAUUACCGUCAGUCAAGGCGCACGUACGCACACAAGCAUGUAUACCUCCGGAUCAAGAUCCACCAUAGAAGAAACGGCAAUGUCCUCAUCCUCCAGUAUGAGCAUUCUCUUCCUCUUCCUCUCUGCCGCCAUCCUUUCCGGCUGUCACACUCAGGUCACCGCCGGUGUCGAAUACCUGGUCCCUAUAUGCAUGUCCGCCUGCGGCGGCGACGAGUACGUCCGCGUCCAGUUCUGCAUCGACACCCUCCGCUCCGACGGCCGCAGCAGAAGUAGCUCCGAAACGAAGGAGUUCAUCGCGGUCACGGUCGACCUCCUCACGACCAACGCCACCAGCACGAAGGCCAAGAUCGACGGCCUGCUCCACGGCAGCAAGGCGGGCGCCAUCACGCCGUCCCUCCAGUCGUGCCAGGCGCUGUACGAGGGCAUCCUCCAGAGGCAGCCCGCCGCCGCCGCCUCUGUCAAGGAAGGGAGGUUAGCGGAGGCGAGCGUGUCUCUCGAGAAGUCGGCAGCCGCGGCCAACGAGUGCGAGGGCUUGUUCGGCAAAAGCCAUGUGACGUCGCCGCUCACGGCGGAGGACAACAACGCGUUCCUGCUCGCCAAGCUAGGCGUGGCCCUAAUCAGACACUUGAACUGACUGCAACGUUUCUUAUGUUUU
Molecule: messenger RNA, 661 nt
Organism: Lolium perenne
Lineage: Eukaryota; Viridiplantae; Streptophyta; Magnoliopsida; Poales; Poaceae
Molecular function (GO): enzyme inhibitor activity
Source: RefSeq, a predicted model, not a curated record